CGCAGAAGAAGAAGAAGCACUUCCGGCUUCCUCUUCCGGCGCGGUGCCUGCUCUGAAAACACGAGUUUCCACCUUUUCUGUUUUUACUGAAGGCACCACAAACACGUUAGACUAAGUGGUAACACCUAGCUGACAGAAAUGAAACCGAUCCUGCUCCAGGGCCAUGAGAGGUCCAUCACACAGAUCAAGUACAACAGAGAAGGAGACCUGCUGUUUUCAGUAGCUAAAGACACGGUAACAAACGUGUGGUACUCUGUCAACGGAGAGAGGUUGGGUACCUACAAUGGACACACAGGAGCAGUGUGGUGUGUUGACUGUGACUGGGACACUAAAAAUGUACUGACCGGAUCAGCAGACAACAGCUGUCGGCUGUGGGACUGUGAGACGGGUAAACAGCUGGCCCUGCUCAACACCAACUCUGCUGUUAGGACGUGUGGCUUCGACUUCAGCGGCAACAUCAUCAUGUUCUCCACAGACAAGCAGAUGGGUUACCAGUGUUUCCUGAACUUCUUUGACCUGAGGGAUCCCCAGCAGAUUGAGGACAACCAGCCCUACCUGUCCGUACCCUGCAGUGACUACAAGAUCACCAGUGCUGUGUGGGGGCCUCUGGGAGAGUUUGUCAUUGCUGGCCAUGAGAACGGGGAGAUCAACCAGUUCAGUUCCAAGUCUGGAGACGUCCUGAAGAAGAUUAAAGAGCAUACCAAGCAGAUCAACGACAUCCAGACGUCUCUGGAUCUCACAAUGUUCAUCACUGCCUCCAAAGACAACACUGCCAAGCUAUUUGACUGCACGUCUCUGGAUCACAUCAAGACUUUCAAGACAGAGAGACCGGUCAACUCUGCAGCCAUCUCUCCCAUCAUGGAUCAUGUGGUAAUGGGUGGUGGACAGGAAGCCAUGGAGGUCACAACUACCUCCACCAGGAUCGGCAAGUUUGAGGCCAGGUUCUUCCAUGCAGCAUAUGAAGAGGAGUUUGGCAGGGUCAAAGGUCACUUCGGUCCCAUUAACUGCACGGCAUUCCAUCCGGAUGGCAAAAGUUACAGCAGUGGAGGAGAAGAUGGAUACGUAAGGAUUCAUUACUUUGACCCACAGUACUUUGACUUUGAACUUGAGGCGUGAUGUCUCUGCAGCUUCAACCGACACCACAGGAGAUUGAAGGAAGACCAAAUGCAUUUUUUCACUGGCCCCCUCCCUUCUUGCUCUAUAUCUAAAGAAUUCUGAUACAUUUGUAAGCCGGAGAUGUUGUUUGCCUGUAAUCUGACACACACUGAUUACUUUAAUUAAAGAGAAGUCAUUUCAG
Molecule: messenger RNA, 1297 nt
Organism: Notolabrus celidotus (New Zealand spotty)
Lineage: Eukaryota; Metazoa; Chordata; Actinopteri; Labriformes; Labridae
Gene: eif3i
Product: eukaryotic translation initiation factor 3, subunit I
Exons: 11
Coding region: 139-1116 (325 amino acids)
Biological process (GO): cytoplasmic translational initiation
Cellular component (GO): cytoplasm; eukaryotic translation initiation factor 3 complex, eIF3m
Molecular function (GO): translation initiation factor activity; protein binding; RNA binding
Source: RefSeq, a predicted model, not a curated record